Messenger RNA from Parasteatoda tepidariorum (common house spider), 10519 nucleotides. NCBI's taxonomy places the organism in Eukaryota, Metazoa, Arthropoda, Arachnida, Araneae, Theridiidae. The record is from RefSeq and is a predicted model, not a curated record.
UGAAGAUAUGAAAGAGCAGACACAGGGAAAAUGUAGAGGGAGACGAUGAUCCGUCUCAAAGAAGACCCCUGAUUGGCUAGAAAGACACGUGGUCCACGAACCCACACUACCCACCCCCGCCACUCUAAAUCUCAAACCUUACAGUCUGCACCUCCGAGUUCUGGUGGAGUUGAUAUCGCUUCUCUGUUCUUUUGGAAUAUAUUUAAGCGCCCCCUCUUAACAAACAGUGUGCGCGCGGCCCUAUAGGCAUUUAUUCAAGUUAUAUAAGUUCGAAGUGGAUUUUUAAGAAGUUCGAAAAUUUAUUUAUUUAUACUGAAGGUGGAAAAAAAGUGUGUUGUUUUUACUUUUUUGUUUGUGAUAAAGCUGUGGAAAUCAUGGAAGUAUGUUUGAUAAUAUUUUUGGAGGAGUUAUGAAAGAAAGUUUUAAAUAUGGAGUUCGAUUUGAAUCUCUGAAUGGAUAUAACCGGGUAUAAAAAUUAUUCCGCGUUAUUUUGGCGUACAAUAUGAAGAAACGAAUGAAAUCACAAUCAUGAAACAAUAUUGCAGAAACCGUUUGCAGAAGAAUUUUAUUAAACAGCUAAAAUUUUAAACUUAAGAUUUAUAUUUUAUUCAAGAAAAAAAAAUAUAAGUAAAUAUUUUAAGUUGAUAUUUUAAGUGAUAAAAUCCAGAGUGCUGCCAUCUAAAUUGACCGCAACCGGAUGUACUUUGUCGACGAAGAGCUUUAAAAUGAGAUUGUAAGACGGGAAACAUGUUGAAACCCCGGCACAUCCUCAGGUGACGGCACACACACCUCUGGGAUCGCUCCAGAAAAUUCAAUACGUGUGUUCUAGAACAAAAUUCCUGAAGUCGUUCACCGAGUAUCAAAUACCCGACAGGUGGGCAGCGCGACAUGUCAGAAGUAUACGUAGACAUUGUCGACGCUCCAUCCUCGUCUUACGAUCUCGAAACUUGCACGACUCACGAGAACGACAUGGAUGAAGAUGCGGAUGACGAGGCGGAUAACGAUGACCGCGACUUGUACAGCGAUGGUGACGAUGAUGCGUUUAGGGAUGACAUAACCACCAUACCCCUCGAUUUGGAGGGAUCUAUUGUAGUGGGUGGUGCAGUCAUCCGCCGUGGUUCAAUUUGUAGUUGCAAUAGCAGCUCCAGUAGAAGUAGCUGUGAGACAUGCGACCACCACCGUCACCAUCACCAUUCAGAAAGCUGUACUUCUUCCACUAGAAGUACCAGGGGUUAUUCUCCCACUAGAGAUAGUUUUGGAUCUACUGAGGGAUUGGACGAAAGUCUUCCGUAUCCCACUUUCCGUCCCGUGACGUUGUUUUGCUUGUCACAGACGUCACAUCCUAGAGAUUGGUGUUUGAAAUUAGUGACUAAUCCGUGGUUCGAGCGCAUGUGCAUGAUGGUGAUACUGCUCAACUGUGUGACUCUGGGAAUGUAUAGGCCAUGCGCAGACGAGAUCUGUGACUCGAACCGCUGCAAAAUCCUUCAGUACUUCGAUGACGUCAUCUUUGGAUUCUUCGCUUUCGAGAUGCUAGUGAAGAUCACGGCCAUGGGAGCAUUGGGCAAAAAUGCCUACUUGGCUGAAACUUGGAACAGACUCGACUUUUUCAUUGUUGUCGCCGGAUCCCUGGAAUAUUGCCUGGAUGUGGGCAACAUCAAUCUGUCGGCAAUUCGGACAGUGAGAGUUCUACGACCUCUUCGAGCAAUCAACAGGAUACCAAGUAUGAGGAUAUUAGUGAUGCUCUUGCUGGACACACUCCCGAUGUUGGGUAAUGUCCUUCUUCUAUGUUUCUUUGUUUUCUUCAUCUUCGGCAUCGUGGGAGUACAGCUGUGGGCUGGCCUACUGCGUCAGAGGUGUUACAUCGAUCUCCCACCCAACACAUCCCUUCCCAAGUAUUUAUCUCCAAUUUACUACGAGAAAGUGAAAGUUCUUAAUCCAAUCUCCACCUAUUACCAGAGUCCUGAAGCAGACAAGGACUACAUCUGUAGUCUGGAGAAAGACAAUGGCGUCCAUCGCUGCCUUGAUCUUCCGCAUUCCAAGCAUGGCGGCAUGCUGUGCAACGCAUCUGCUGCCCCAUUCAGUGAUAAUACCCCCUACGAUGAAGAUUGUGUUAAUUGGAACCAGUAUUACACUAAUUGUCGCCCUGGUGACAGGAACCCUUUCCAGGGUGCCAUUUCUUUCGAUAACAUCGGAUUAGCUUGGGUAGCCAUAUUUUUGGUAAUUAGCUUAGAAGGCUGGACGGAUAUUAUGUAUUACGUGCAAGAUGCUCAUUCCUUUUGGGAUUUCACUUAUUUUGUUCUUCUCAUUGUAGUUGGUUCAUUUUUUAUGAUUAAUCUGUGUUUAGUUGUGAUCGCGACUCAAUUCUCAGAGACCAAAAAACGCGAAAUGGAGCGCAUGCGCAUCGAACGUGCACGGUUUCACUCUUCCAGCACGAUCGCCAGCACCAACGCUUCCGAACCAUCCGGUUGCUAUUCCCAACUGUUCAAAUACGUUGCCCACUUGGGUCGUCGAACUAGGAGAAAAUUCUUAAGGUUCUGCAGAAAGCACAAGCGGAAAAGGAACACCCCGGAAGGACAUCCCAGUUCCAUAACCCUGAGAAGGCGAUCUUCGAAGAAAAGAAAAUGGCAGCCCGGUCAGAGUUCCCUGAAAAACAAUGGUUCCAAAUCCACAACCGAUGACCUCAUAACCCUCCCCACAGCACCCAUAGAAGACAACACCCCAAUGGCACCUUUUGCGAGUCCAGAGAUUUCUGAUAUAGACCUAGUGGCCUCUCCUAGAGAACUUUCCAACCUAGAGGAGGGACUGCAACGCCGACACGAAGUCAAAGAUACCUUAGACAUACUAGCUAACCCUCUCAAAGUUGUUACAAAUAAACCUGAAGUACGAAAAAGAUCGACAUCCGAAAGUCGAACAUCUCAGCUAACCUGUGCCGAAUUAUUAGCUCUUGGUGCAACGCAAGGGGCUGUUUUAGCCGGAUUCGGAAACACUUUUGCUAUGCAGCGUAUCUACUCAAACCUUGAAAGAGGUGACAAACAUCUAUCGGCGCCUCAACUUCUGUUCUACAAUCCAGAGAGCAGCGGCGAGUCGAAGUUCCACACCACCGAAGAUUACUGGUCGGAGGAAGAAGAGUCGGAAGCUGACCUCAAUGACUGCGUAACAGGGAACAGGAGCAGGAGCGCCUUCUGCAAGUGGUGGAAUAAACAGCAGUCCCGGGUGAAGUUCCUCACCGACCAUAGAUACUUCCAAAGAGGCAUACUCACAGCCAUUCUUGUUAAUACUCUUAGUAUGGGCAUAGAGUACCACAACCAGCCCGAUGAAUUGACCCUCAUCGUGGAAAUCAGCAACGUCAUUUUCACAGCUGUCUUUUUUCUGGAGAUGAUCCUCAAAAUGUUUGCGGAAGGAUUUUGUUCCUACAUCAGCAGCGGAUUUAACGUUUUCGACAGUGUCAUCGUCGUCCUCAGUCUUGUAGAGCUAUGCCAAAGCAGUGGAAGUGGCCUGUCAGUUCUCCGAACUUUUCGACUACUAAGGAUAUUGAAAUUGGUCCGCUUCAUGCCUGCUCUUAGAAGGCAGCUAAUCAUCAUGCUGAGGACGGUGGACAAUGUGGCUGUCUUUUUCGCUCUUCUAAUACUCUUCAUAUUUAUUUUUAGUAUAUUAGGAAUGAAUUUAUUUGGUUGCAAAUUUUGCAAGAAGUUACCAGAUGGUGCUACACAAUGUGAUCGGAAAAACUUUGACUCCUUGCUUUGGGCAAUUGUUACAGUUUUUCAAAUAUUGACACAAGAGGACUGGAACGUGGUUCUGUUCAACGGAAUGGAGAAGACAUCUCAUUGGGCGGCCUUGUAUUUUGUAGCGUUGAUGACUUUUGGAAACUACGUCCUCUUCAACUUGUUGGUUGCCAUCCUAGUCGAAGGCUUCUCUGCUGAAGAUGAUAAAAAAUCAGAUGUUCGUUCGAGCUGCUCUUUGUGCGAGAAACAAGAUUGUGAGACGAGUACGGACAAGGAGAACGCGGACAACACAAAAUGGAUUUUGGAUGAGGACGAUCCCAAGGACAACAUCGAGAAAGAAAUCAAAAUGAAGGCCUUUCCUUAUGUUUUAACCGUUCUGAAGCAUCAGGAUCCUGUGAACGGUUCUGGUGUCGGGACCAACCUGGUGUUUCCAGCACCAGUCAUCACUCACACUGCAGCCACCCCUCAGGGUUCCCCUAACGCAACCCUGACUCUUCAGAGGGAUAUCAGCAACCGUCUCUGUCCGGAGAAGACGCUCAACAUUAGUAAUCCGUCCAUAAUCAGCGUCGAUAAGACUCCUUCUCCUCAGUCUUUAUCUCCGGAAGUGAACGGUUUGCCGGUAUUCCAGGUGGCUUCCCUAAACAUUCCAUCUAUUCAUUUAUCUGCCGGAAGUCCGCAAAACAGCCGCCGGAGCAGCGUUAUUGUGGCACUCUCUAGGCAAUCCAGCAUCAUCUCCAACAUCAGCAGAAAGAACUCUUUGGGACCUUGCUUCAGUCUUCAAACGAAAGGAAGCUUCAACGGUUGGAAGAACCACAAACGGAAGAAAAGUGAGAACGAAAGUUCAGAGAAUGGUUCCGGUUCCGAAGAUGUUGUUCUCAACAAUAUGACAAACUCUCACUCUUCUUGCAAUAACAAUGGAGAACACGCCCAUUGCAAUGGAAGCAUCCCUACUCUUCAGAACACCCCGAAUAACAAGCGCCCUCUCCUCAUUCAGAACAACAACAGCCCAAAAGUUCUCAGCCCCCAAAACUCCAUCAAGAGUGUCUCGCUGUCUCAUUAUCAACGAGACAACGGUGCCGCCACUCCUGUACCAAACAGCGAACAGCCACACGCACCCUGUAGUCGCCAAAUGUCUCUUAAUAGCAGCAUACAAAGCCAAAACACUCUGAGCCCAUCCAACACAUAUUAUUUGGCGAGUAGGCAGACUUCCAUAUCUGGUGCUUCUUUCAAGGAUGAUUUCAAGCCAAAUAAUUUGGAAGAAGCUCAGAACAAAGUGGAGAAUUGUAGAACGUCAUCAGUUUGUGAGCUUCCACCAAAGCAAAUCAAUCUUUACGGGGCGAUAAGGCACAGAACACCGAGGUUUGUUUCAUAUUGCCCCCACAGAAGGGGAAAAGAAGGAAACAAUCAAGAUUAUAGUUCGGACACUGAGGAUUUCAAGAUUUUUAAAGAUUGCUAUCACAAGCUUUGUUGGUUCAUUGAGCCUAAAGGAUGGAUUAAAGAGCGAGAAGACUAUUCACUUUUUCUGUUCUCAAAGUCCCAUUGUGUGCGGCGUGUGUGUACGAAGAUAGCUACCAACAAAUGGUUUGAUUACGCCAUCUUAGUUUUCAUCGCAUCAAACUGUGUCACCCUCGCCAUGGAAAGACCCACCAUACCUCCCAACAGUUACGAGAGGUUAUUCCUCACCUCUGCCAACUACAUCUUCACCAUUGUCUUCACCUUCGAGAUGGCCGUCAAAGUUCUCGCCAAAGGACUGUGGUAUGGACCAAAUGCUUAUUUCAAGAGUGGUUGGAACGUUAUGGAUGGUUUUGUGGUGGGAAUAUCCCUGGUGGACCUCCUUCUUUCUGUGGUUGCCGAAAGUAGUCCCAGAAUUUUCGGCAUUCUUCGAGUUUUCCGACUACUGAGGUCUUUACGACCUCUCAGGGUGAUUAAUCGCGCUCCAGGCUUAAAACUUGUUGUACAGACUCUACUAUCAUCACUUAGACCUAUAGGAAACAUCGUUCUCAUCUGUUGUACAUUUUUCAUCAUUUUUGGUAUUUUAGGUGUACAGCUAUUCAAGGGUAGCAUGUUCUACUGCGAGGGUCCAGCAGCUUCUAAAGUUCGUAACAAGUCUGAAUGCCUUGAGGAUUCUAGAAAUUUGUGGCUUAACAGAAAGUACAACUUUGAUAAUUUGGGGCAGGCACUCAUGUCAUUGUUUGUUCUUUCGUCUAAAGAUGGAUGGGUCAAUAUAAUGUAUACAGGCUUAGACGCUGUUGGAGUUGAUCAACAACCAAUAGAGAAUUACAACGAAUGGAGAUUGCUGUAUUUUAUAUCCUUUUUGCUUUUGGUGGCCUUUUUUGUACUAAAUAUGUUCGUUGGCGUUGUUGUGGAGAAUUUUCAUCGCUGUAGAGAGCAGCAAGAAAGAGAGGAGAAGGCUCGAAGAGCUGCCAAAAGAGCCAAAAAGAUGGACAAAAAGCGCCGAAAGAUGAGACAGCCACCCUAUUACAUUAAUUACUCCAAGCCCCGCCUCUUCAUUCAUAAAAUCAUAACAAGCAAAUACUUCGACCUAGCUAUAGCUGCUGUCAUAGGGCUAAACAUCGUCACCAUGGCCAUGGAAUUUUACAUGAUGCCUAAGAAACUCGAGUAUGCCUUAAAAGUAUUCAACUACUUCUUCACAGCCGUCUUCAUCGUUGAAGCGUGUAUGAAGAUAGUAGCUCUUGGUUUACUCAAAUACUUGAAAAACAAGUGGAAUCAAUUAGACAUAAUGAUCGUAGGUCUGUCUAUCGCCGGAAUUGUUCUGGAGAAGAUGGAAUCUGAUCUCAUCCCCAUCAAUCCCACAAUCAUCAGAGUCUUUCGUGUUCUGAGGAUUGCCAGAGUCUUAAAGUUGCUGAAGAUGGCCAAAGGUAUUCGAGCGCUUUUGGAUACUGUCAUGCAAGCACUGCCCCAGGUGGGCAACCUGGGAUUGCUAUUCUUCUUACUCUUUUUCAUCUUUGCUGCACUUGGAGUCGAGCUUUUUGGAAAACUAGAAUGCACUGAAGAUUUGCCCUGUGAAGGUUUGGGAGAACAUGCACAUUUCAAAGAUUUUGGAAUGGCAUUUCUAACUCUUUUUCGUGUUGCCACAGGGGAUAACUGGAAUGGAAUCAUGAAAGACACGUUGCGUGACAACUGCGACAACUCGAGCGAAUGCAUACGCAACUGCUGCAUCUCACCAGUAAUUGCACCCUUGUAUUUCGUCAUCUUCGUCCUCAUGGCUCAGUUCGUUCUCGUGAAUGUGGUUGUUGCAGUGCUCAUGAAACACCUCGAAGAGAGCCACAAGCAAAUGGACGACGAUAUCGAGAUGGACGCUGAACUGGAGAGAGAGCUCGCAGAAGAAGUUCAGCAACAGAAACUUGCUCAGUUGGGAGAGCAGCUCAAGCAGUCAGCGGAAGCGUGCAAGAAAAUGAAGAGGACUCGAUCGAAAAGUGCAUCCCAUAAGCCUCUGGUUAAAAUGGCUUCCCUUCCACCAAAUUUUGUCUUUCCAUUUCAAGCUGGAGAAGAAAGAAGUUUCCGACGGGCGUCCUUGAACUUACAGACCUGUAGAAGCACAACAGAUUGUGCCUUCAUCAACAGAGACUAUCUCCCCCCUCUUGUGCCAGGCUUUUCCAUGCACCCGCCAACAUCGCCAACAGUCACCAAUGUGAACAUCAGGCAGGCAUCCCCUGAUGAAACAGACAGCAAAGUGUCGGUGGCCAACUUGAGCCCCGUGCCCCUCCGAUCCUCUUUUGGCUCCACCCUCAACGUUCCUACACAGGUGCCAACUCUGGAGGACAAGAGGAGGAGCGUGGACUCCAGGGCACCCCCUCUGGACGACUGGACAUGCGUGUUUGCAUCUCUCAACACGGACAGAGUUCAUUUAUUACCAGUGCUUCAAAAUGACGCCUUCCCUAGUGCCAGCGCUCUCAUAGAGUCCUUAGGUACCAGACGAUGCUCAAACUCUUUUGUUCCAAACAAGAUGAAUCCUGGUGAAGACUCUUCCAUUGAAAAGAACCAAUCAAAAGAGAUUAAUGAUGCGUCUCGAAAUGCUAAAACUUCCCUGUCUUCUUCUACGCUUGGUGCCGAAUAUUUUCACAGUGAUGAAUCACCUUUAAUUAUGAAUCGCAUUCGAAGGAAACUUUCCCACAUAGCGACUGAUUCAUCACCGACUAGUCAUUCGGAUCGCCCGAAUGAUAGCAGUCUGACAACAGACUCAACUUCACUUGAGCUGACGUUUAUUUAGCCAUUUUUGAACUAUUCGAGUUUCUUUAUUUAUUGACAGCAGGCUGUUCACUUCAAAGACAAUAUGAGUGUUGCCAAUUAUAAUUUUUUUCGUUUAAUCAGUUCUCACAUUUAAUUACAAUGAAUGAAUGCGGAGUAUAAAAGUACCGACUAAAACUUCACUAAUAUUGUAAAUAUAGGAAAUAUUUAAUAUAAUAUGGAGUUAUUCACCACGUUAAUUUCAUUGGGCUAAGAUGGAUAAGAACUUAGAUAGCAAAAUUUAUAACAAAAAUAAAGCUUAUUCAAAUAACUAAAAAAAAAAAAUUUCAUAAUUGUUGAUGCUAUUUAAUAGGUUAACCCUAGAUUCAUGGGUCAUAAUUAAUUUAAUGCGGUUGAUAUUUUUUGAUAAUGCAUCAACUCUGUUCAUACUUUUCUAAUAUGUCUCGAAAUUAAUCUUUAAUUGCAAAUCUCAUAGCAAUUGUGCAAUACCUAAAUCCCAGUGAGAUUAGAGGCCUUUGCAAAAAGGAACGGCUAGCUUUGAAAAUAAGUUCAUUUCGAUAUUGGGGCUAUCCCGUCAAGUCUAUUUUAUUACAAUAAAUAUUUUAAUAAACUUUUAGAUUUCAUGCGCUACCAUCUAUCAACAGCUUUUGCAAAAAGCUUUUGAAUAAAUGUUUGUCAUGGAUCAAGAAGAGGUUGCUUGCACUUCAAGAAGAAGAUCACAGAUAUCCACAGAUGUGACCGAUGACGUUAGCACCAGCUGAUCGUUUAUAAGCAAAAUGGUGCAUUAAAGUUGAGCUAAGUUUCUUCACAUGAGUUAGAAUGUUAAUUAACGGGAAGAUAAUGAAAUACAGCACCAUAUCGCACAUCGAAUUUGUCGAAAUAUAAUUAUAUUUCGUAUAAGUCUUUUACUUGACUUAGAUUUAUUAUUUGCUUAUACAUUUUAUUAUAACAGUGACAUGUUUUCAUUUCGUGAUCCUGGCAACUUCGAUGAAUUAUAAGUUUGUUUAUGUACUACGUUGGCUUCAUCUUCGUGUUAAAUACGAAAUAAAUGGUGAAAAAAUUGAAAUCUUUAUAAAAGAAUAUAGAAUGUACUUAAGACUUAUUACUUAAAAUUUAUUACUUAUACUUAAGAGAAUUAGUAUUUGACAGACUCGGCUUACUCGAAAUGGAGUGGAAAGAAGAGUUACUGACGCAAACAAAUGCCACAUUUUAACAACCAAUCAGGAUCGAGAUAAACUACGUCCCUUGCAGGUAUCCCAUUAAAGUAUCAAAAGGGGAGCAUAAUUAUGCGGAAAUAAGGAGAAAGAGUAAAUUUAAACUUGUUUAAAUUAACAGAAAAACAAGAGACUUAUAACGUUUCGCAAAAGUACUGCAAUUUUAAAUAAGAAUUAUGAACAGUAACUGACCUUUCAAAGUUGAUAAUUAUUUCAACGAAAAUCAUUGAAACUGUGGUAUAGUUCCGUACCGAUACCUAUUCACGCCAACUAGUAACACCAAAGCACCAAAGGGUUCUUUUACACUCAAAGAUUUAAAAUAAAAAUAUGCAUUGUUUUGCCCGGAGUAGAUACGAGUUAUACCUUUCGAGUUGGUCGCCUUCUGUGAUUUUUUUCUAAGUAUAUCUCGCUUGGCAUUGCUCUGAUGUCGCCAAAGUUUGGUGAUUUCUUGGCGAGAGUAAAGAAACGAAAAUCUUCCCUUGAUUUCAUACAUUUUUGGUUGUCACAUUUAAUCUAAUCAUAAUUUCUUUCAUUUUCAAACAAAAUUUUUUUACUCUUAUCAACUCAUUGUAAAUUGUGAGCUCAACCAUUUAAAACUGUUUACACACAUUUAAUUUCAGAUAUAUAUUUUGAAAUAUAUAUUGUUCAUAAACACAAUUAUUGAAAAAUGUUAAUUUGAAAAGCAUUUUGAAUUAUUAAAGUCUGAUAAUGGUGAAAGAGUUAAGCAUGUUUAAUGUGCUUCGGUCGUUUUAAUUUACAGAAAUUUUUUUUUAACUCAAUUAAUGAAGAUUGACCGCACUCGUACUUAAGGCUCAAUACUCUAAGUAUGAAAGAAGUUAACUCUAAAGUGUGAUACGUUUUAAUGAAUGGUUUGAACUUAACUUUUCUACUAAAACACUCAAUUGAUAAAAUUUAUGUAUACGGAUAUGAACAGCCUGCUCUCUAGAUAUUAGCAAAACAAAGUUUGAGAUGUUGCCAAAAAAAAAAUACUAAAGUGGCCGAAAGCUUUUUUUCUUAAGCUGGUCUCUUCGAGCUUUUUUCAUUCUCUUAUAGUGUAUAAACAAAUGAUCGAAUGUAAGAUAUAUUUUAUCGUUCUUUUUUCUAAAUUAUUGUUAUCGUCUGCUAUUUGAAAGAAAAGAAAAACCUAAGCAGUAUUUUGGAAACAAAGAUUUAAGAAAAAAAAAGGAGUUGAUCUUUUAUUUUGUUAUUUACAUUCAUAAAGAGUGAAGAUUUUUUAUAUCAUCUGAAUUAUCACUAUGUACAGUUUAUAGCAUUCCUGUAUAUUGUUCCCAUAAUAAAGAGAGGAAAUAAAGAUGUUUGAAAGAUUGUGAACUACAAAAAAAGAACUUUUUUAAUAAAUAUUCUCUAGUGUUA